UGGUGUAAUCAACUGCUAUAAAUUGAUAACUGAUUAUUGAAAAAGGGAUAUGUACCUGCAGGGAAUCCAGAUUGUUGGCUUGUGAGGCAGCGGUUCUGAAUUCUGAGGCUACGGCAGCACUGGAAAUCAAACCUGAGAAAAGUUCAAUUCUAACAGGUACAUCAUCUGUGCCAAGCUGGAUAUGUUGAUAAUAUAGCAAAAGCUGAUGGAUUCACAUGCUUCACUUGAAACAAGGUUUAUAGUUCAUGAUAACCAAGCUGUCAUUUAGGUUUGAGAAAAUCUCUUCCAGAAAGCUUUCUUGGUGUGCUGAGUCACCUUAAGUUGUGCCAAAUCAAACAAUUAGCUAUUGUUCGACAAGCAUCUCUGAAAAGUACAGUUAUGGAUGGGUCUCAUAGUUUUUAUGACCAAACUAUGCAAGGUCGGGAGUCCUAUUGCUGGCAUCCCAAUCAGAAUCUAGACCAAUACCCAUUCUCUGAUGAUGGCAGCCAAGAGAUGCACCUUUCAGCUGAUACAUUUGAACAGCACUGCACCCUAGAGUCUUCAUCUGGAGCUGGCAGUUACCCUGUUAACAAUUCUCCAUCUACCGCUAGUUUCUCCCCGAAUGAAAGUGCAAUUUCACAGCUAAAUUCUCAGUCAUGCCUAUUGGAUCUGCAUGAUUCCUCUGAGAAUACCAGUGGUUCACCAGAUAGGGGCUCUUAUGUUUCCCACAAGCUGAAAGAACUGGAAAAUGUCAUGCUGGGCCCUGUUGAUGAUCUUGACAUGUAUAAUAUAAUGACUCAGGCUGGAUGCAACCACAUCACAUCUGAGGAAGAGAAGUUUAAGUUUUUGGUGGGGGUGAUGUCCAGAGGAGACUUAAAAGAAGCACUUUGUGCUUGUGCUCAAGCAGUUGCAAAUAAUGAUAUGCUUACAGUUGAAUGGCUAAUGACAGAGUUACGGCAGAUGGUAUCAGUUUCUGGUGAGCCAAUUCAACGUUUGGCAGCCUACAUGCUGGAAGGUCUUGUUGCAAGGUUGGCAUCUUCAGGAAGUUCCAUCUACAAAGCACUGAGAUGCAAGGAGCCUGCGAGUGCUGAGCUGUUAUCUUACAUGCAUAUUCUCUAUGAAGUCUGCCCAUACUUCAAGUUUGGGUAUAUGUCAGCAAAUGGAGCAAUUGCUGAAGCAAUGAAAGAUGAAAGUAAAGUUCAUAUAAUUGAUUUUCAAAUUACGCAAGGCAGCCAGUGGGUCACCUUAAUCCAGGCUCUUGCUGCUCGACCUGGAGGUCCUCCACAUAUUCGACUUACAGGAAUUGAUGAUUCAACAUCAGCUUAUGCUCGUGGAGGAGGACUUGAUGUAGUGGGGAAGAGACUAUCAAGGCUUGCUGAGUCGUGUAAUGUACCCUUUGAGUUCCAUGCUGCUGCAGUUUCUGCUUCUGAAAUUCAACUGGAGAAUCUUGGAAUUCAGCCUGGUGAAGCUAUUGCAGUUAAUUUUGCAUUAACACUUCACCACUUGCCUGAUGAAAGUGUGGGUACUCAAAAUCAUCGGGACAGGCUGUUGAGGUUGGCCAAGAGCUUAUCUCCCAAGGUAGUAACUCUUGUUGAGCAAGAAUCCAAUACUAAUACUGCCCCGUUCCUUCCCCGUUUCACUGAGACAUUAAACUAUUAUUUGGCUGUCUUUGAAUCAAUUGAUGUUACCCUACCGAGGGAGCACAAGGAGCGGAUCAACGUUGAGCAGCACUGUCUUGCUCGGGAGGUUGUCAACAUUAUAGCAUGUGAGGGUGCUGAGAGAGUGGAACGUCAUGAGCCUCUUGGUAAGUGGAGAUCACGGUUUGCCAUGGCUGCAUUUACACCCUAUCCAUUAAGCACGUACGUUAAUGCUACUAUCAAGACUUUGCUGGAGAGCUACUCCAACAAGUAUACUCUCGAAGAACGAGAUGGAGCUCUGUAUCUUGGCUGGAUGAACCGACCUCUGAUUGCUUCUUGUGCAUGGAGGUGAUAACCAGAUGAUAUUUGAGGAAACAUUUGUAUGCUUCAGACUGCAAUUUGAGGCAAGAUCAUUUCAUUAUGCUGUUUGUAGGUAAAAUAGCAUAACAAUGUUGAGACAUUAAUGGAUUAUCUACCAAUGAUAGACUGGCUAAUUUGCAAUAUAAGUUUGUGUUAACUA
Molecule: messenger RNA, 2136 nt
Organism: Hevea brasiliensis (rubber tree)
Lineage: Eukaryota; Viridiplantae; Streptophyta; Magnoliopsida; Malpighiales; Euphorbiaceae
Product: scarecrow-like protein 21
Exons: 2
Coding region: 379-1968 (529 amino acids)
Biological process (GO): regulation of DNA-templated transcription
Cellular component (GO): nucleus
Molecular function (GO): sequence-specific DNA binding; DNA-binding transcription factor activity
Source: RefSeq, a predicted model, not a curated record